AUGCGAUGGAACCAAUCUGGAUCCCUUCCUUUGGCACGCAAGCCGCGCCUUUUGCUGAUCCUCGUGCUGCUUAUCGUACUUUCGUACUGGCAACUUUCCAACCUGCAGAGAGGGAUCAUUGAUGUCUAUAGUUCUGUGAAUCCACAGAAUGCAGUACAUCCGCUCGAAGCCGCCGUCGCGGCAGCCGAGCAGAACUUCGUGAGACUUCUCAGUCGGCAGUCGCAGAGUAUUGAGGCAGCUACGGCAGAAUAUACGAGGAGAUACAGCUUAGAACCUCCGCCCAACUUCGACAAGUGGUUCGAACUGGCCCGACAGAACGAGUUUGUGCUCGUUGAUGAAUUUGACACGAUCAUGGAAUCUCUGGCGCCUUUCCGCAAGGUUCCGGGCGAGGAGCUUCGGCGACUCGUCGAUCGUGCAAUGAGUCAACUUCCGGAACAGCUGCUCAGGUAUGAGAUACGGAAAGGAAAGUUUUCGGCCGAAGCUGGGUCUGGGCCAUCCUGGUUCGCUAACUCGAUGCGAUCUUUCCUGCCGUGGGACUGGUUGGCACUCCUACCAGACAUGACGGCAGUCAUGAACGUUUACGAUGAGCCAAAAGUCGUCAUUCCAAAGGUAACUAGCGACGCGACACCCGCAGGCACAUUGCUGUUCUCCGACCUGGCGCAAAAAGAUGUCUGGCCGUCGGUCAAGCUAGGAUGUGAGCCCAUUGCUCCGGCCAGAUCCGUUGUAUGCGAGGCACUGAAACAGCCGGCUAUCGAGAUGAUCACGGAUUUGGCCAAAAGCAAAGACGUCUGCUCUAGCUGCGACCUGCACAAGCAGGAAGGCUUCCUACUCGCUCCGGCGAAUCUCCAACUUACACACCUACCUGUACCUAUUAUGUCGCAAGCAAAACCGAGCGUGUUCAGCGACAUUCUAUUCCCCAGUCCCCACUACUGGGGAGGUAAUGAGGUUUCCGAUGCCGUCAAGUGGGAAGACAAAGCGUCAACGUUAUAUUGGACAGGUAGUGCGACCGGUGGAUAUGCGAAAGACGACAAUUGGAUGCAUAUGCAGCGUCAGAGACUCGCCCUCAUGCUGAGCAACGGAUCAUCAUCGCCGAUCCAGCUCCUCAAGUACGCAACGUCAGCUGGAUGGAGAACGUACAAUUCAACGGCCGACGGGAUUGCCGACAUUGUCCAGGUACGCAUCACUGGCACAACCGGGCAAUGUGAGAGCGCCAUCUGUGAAGAGGAGAAGAACGUCUUCGGUAUUGGAGUCGAGGAGCUAAGAGAUCCAGAGAGCGAAAUCCAUCUGCACAAGUUCCUCCUUGACCUGGACGGCAACAGCUUCAGUGGUCGAUAUCACCGCUUGCUGCGCACCAAUUCAGUGGUACUAAAGCAGACUGUGUUUCAAGAAUGGCAUGAUGACCGGCUUUUGCCAUGGCUGCACUUCAUUCCAAUUAGUACAAGUUUCGAAGAGCUUCCUGAAGUGGUCAGAUUUCUCGCUAAGACUGAUGUGGGCAACGCGCUGGCGCGCAAGAUUGCGUUGAACUCGCGAGACUGGGCCGAAAAAGCAUUGAGACAUGUAGACAUGCAGCUCGUGCUGCUUAGAACACUUCUCGAGCUUGGGAGGAUACUGGGAGACUGA
Cyphellophora europaea CBS 101466 is the source of this 1620-nucleotide messenger RNA. RefSeq lists its product as uncharacterized. The transcript has a single exon. The record is from RefSeq and is a predicted model, not a curated record. NCBI's taxonomy places the organism in Eukaryota, Fungi, Ascomycota, Eurotiomycetes, Chaetothyriales, Cyphellophoraceae. The coding region runs from base 1 to 1620 and encodes 539 amino acids.